This is a messenger RNA of Podarcis raffonei (Aeolian wall lizard), 5402 nucleotides long. Its product is annotated as zinc finger protein 436-like. Lineage: Eukaryota; Metazoa; Chordata; Lepidosauria; Squamata; Lacertidae. The transcript has 8 exons. The record is from RefSeq and is a predicted model, not a curated record. Gene Ontology annotation, biological process: regulation of transcription by RNA polymerase II. Gene Ontology annotation, molecular function: DNA-binding transcription factor activity, RNA polymerase II-specific; RNA polymerase II cis-regulatory region sequence-specific DNA binding. Bases 893 to 3289 code for a protein of 798 amino acids.
UUGUUGUUUAGUCGUGUCCGACUCUUUGUGACUCCAUGGACCAGAGCACGCCAGGCACUCCUGUCUUCCACUGCCUCCCACAGUUUGGUCAAACUCAUGUUCGUAGCUUCGAGAACACCAUCCAACCAUCUCGUCCUCUGUCGUCCCCUUCUCCUUGGGCCCUCCAUCUUUCCCAACAUCAGGGUCUUUUCCAGGGAGUCUUCUCUUCUCAUGAGGUGGCCAAAGUCUUGGAGCCUCAGCUUCAGGAUCUGUCCUUCCAGUGAGCACUCAGGGCUGAUUUCCUUAAGAAUGGAGAGGUUUGAUCUUCUUGCAGUCCAUGGGACUCUCAAGAGUCUCCUCCAGCACCAUAAUUCAAAAGCAUCAAUUCUUUGGCGAUCAGCCUUCUUUAUGGUCCAGCUCUCACUUCCAUACAUCACUACUGGGAAAACCAUAGCUUUUACUAUACGCACCUUUGCGUAUACACUCUAGCUUUGGAAAGGGUUAAGAAAAAGGAGAAGAUGGAGCCCAGCUUCCUAGAAAGCCUCCCGAGAAGGAGGGGUGCCAAAAGGACCUUCCUGUGUUAUUAUUGCUAUUCUUCUUAUUCUGCCUCCUUCUCUCCCUCCCUUCUGGGGUUGCAGAGGCCUCCUUUGCUCAGAGGCACACACAGGGAUCUUUGGAAAGGGGCAGAGGUGCUGCUUGCAGGGCGUGCUGGAGGGGGAGAAGCCUGUCCCCUGGCUUGAGAAUGAAACCACCUUCUGGGUCACCCGUCUCUAUCCUCUAAAGAUCUAGCCCUGCAGCCUUUCCUAACGAUUUUGCGUUUUACAGGGCCGAAGCAGCCUCCCUCUCGUUAAGAGGCACAGAGCAAAUCUGUAGAUCCAGCUCCGUUGAGGCGAAAGAGAAAGAGGCCUCUUCGAUGUCUGGAGGAUCAGGGAUGGCAACUGUAGGCUUCCAAUUUCAGCCUUUAUUCGCUCACGAGUUGCCUACAGGAAUUAAAUUGGAAGAGGCAGAAGCCUCUUCAAUUGGAGAAGAACAAGGAGACAAAGGCCGCCAUUUUGUGCAAGCUGGGACGGCCCAAGGCUUUUCCAAAGGUCCGCCACUGCUACAGAUUAAACAGGGACCCGAGGAAGGUUUGGCCCAACACUGGGAAAUCCAGUGGCAUGACUUUUUGAGGGGCCUGCAGCUGCCUCAAGCAGGAUGGCAUAAUCCGCAGCUUCGAUGGGGUGAUAAGGUCUCCAUCGGAGAGGAAGCCCAAAGUGACCGGUGUCCUAGAGCGCAGAGGUUGACCCAAAUCUCACCAGAUCUCAACGUGGAAGCCCCAAAGAGCCUGCAUGCCAGAGGGAGGGAAGAUGCCAAGGUGGAAAGGGGAACUGUCCCGGGUGACAUUAGCGCCGAAAUCCAGCGUAAACGCUUCAGACAUUUCUGCUACCGGGAGAUGGAGGGACCCCGAGAGAUUUGGAGGCGGCUCCGGGAGCUGUGCUGUCAGUGGCUGAAGCCGGAGAAGCACACCAAGGAGCAGAUGGUUGAGAUGCUGGUCCUGGAGCAAUUCUUGGCCGUCUUGCCUCAGGAAAUGCAGGGUUGGGUCAAGGCAGGGGGCGCAGAGAGCUGUGCCGAAGCGGUGGCCCUGGCAGAGGACUUCCUGUUGAGCCAGGAAGAGGAUGAACCUCAGGGAUGGGAACGGAAGGUACCUGAGGAGGAAAAAAGGGAGACUGCUCUGGGUCUCCUCUCACCUUUGGGUAUUCAGUCAGGAUCUUUAUGCAAAGAGGAGGAGGAGGAGGAGAAUGAAGAUGCCAGUCUGCUUGCCAGUGGGGCGCGGCGUCUGAUUUCCUGUGGCUCAUCUCGUCAUCCUGCUCCAGAGCCAACUCAGGGACCGUUGGCCUUCGAGGAGGUGGCGGUUUACUUUGCAGAGGAAGAAUGGGCCUUGCUGGAUCCGGACCAAAGAGUUCUGUACAAGGAGGUCACGUUGGAGAAUUAUGGGAAUAUGGCCUCAUUGGGACUUUUGAUUCCCAAACCAGACCCCAUCCCCUGGCCGGAAGGAAAGGAAGAUUUAUUCACUCAAGACCCUGAGGAAACAGGAAAAGGAGGUUUUGCAGCUGCAAAUGAGAUCAAAGAAGAACCUCCUCCGGUAGAAGGGAUCCCACAUCUGGAAGACGCGCCCCAAGUUUUCCCAGGGGGAUCUCAGGAUGACAUUUUCCUGGCAGCCGAGUACUGUGAAAGCGACGGCACUGCCAGUGAGAGCGAGAUGGGCAGGACGCAUCAAGAUGGCCCUAGGUCAGCCAGUUCUGACGGGAGGUUCCCAGGGGUUUCCUUCAGGGACGUUUCUGUGAAGUCCGAAGCCUUCGAUCAGGGCUACAAGUCCGACAGGCAGCAGUGGCAGCGGGCCGUGAAGAUGUGGGGCAUCUCCAUUCAGGAGGUGGAAACCGCUGUGGCUGAUAACGCCGGCGCGAUCUGUGCAAGAGAGGAGUGCCACAUGUGCCGCAAAUGCGGGCAGGAGUUUGAGCACCAAUCGGGGCUCAUCGUGCACCAGAUGAUCCACACGGCCGAGAGGCCCUACGAGUGCCUCGAGUGCGGGAAGAGCUUCUGCCAGAGGGAGAACCUUCUUGCACACCAGAGAAUCCACUUGGGGGAGAGGCCUUAUGAGUGCCCACAGUGCGGAAAGAGCUUCAGCACGCGGUCGCAUCUUAUCACCCACCAGAGGAUCCACACGGGGGAGAAGCCGUACGAGUGUUUGCACUGUGCGAAGAGCUUCAGCAACAAGUCCUCACUCGUCACCCACCAGAGGAUCCAUACUGGGGAGAAGCCUUACGAGUGUCCGCAGUGCGGGAAGAGCUUCUGCCAGAGCGGGCAGCUGAUCCGACACCAGAGAAUCCACACGGGAGAGAAGCCCUACGCUUGCCUACAGUGUGGGAAAUGCUUCUGCCAGAGAGGACAGCUGAUUCGACACCAGAGGAUGCACACGGGGGAGAAGCCUUACGAGUGCCUUCAGUGCGGGAAAAACUUCAGCAGGAAGUCAUACCUUGACAUUCACCUGCGGAUGCACACAGGAGAGAAGCCUUACGGGUGCCCCGAGUGCGGGAAAAGCUUCUGCCAGAGUGCCCAGUUGAUCCGGCACCAGCGAAUCCACACAGGGGAGAAGCCAUUCGCGUGUUCUGAGUGUGGGAAAAGCUUCUUCCAGAAGGAGAAGCUGGUAAGACACCAGAGAACUCAUGCGGAAUCAAAACCGCAUGAAUGCUCAAAGUGCCAAAAAACCUUCCCCCAGAAAGAUAAGCUCAUGCAUCAUCAGAAAACCCAUGCAGGGCUUGACACCUUAUGAAUGUUUCCUCUUUUUUAAAAAAACAAAACCCUGCUCCCAAAGUGUAAUAAGUUUUGGGCAAAAUGCAUCACGUUUCAGAAUCAUUCGAGACCGAUGUUGGAGAAGGUUUCUGCUGUAAUUUGGGGCUUACCAAAUAUAAGGAUAAAUACAGAAGAGAGAAACAGAGUCUUGCUGGAUCAAACCAGGCCUGCUGUCUACUCCUGAAAUUGAGGCAUUGAGGUGAUGACAGUCGCCAUUCGAAUCCUCUUGGUUGGUUGGGAGAACAUUCUUACACAUCGGAGAAUCCACACAGAAAAGGGCCCUUUCUGAAGCAGCUUGGAACAAGGGGCAGAUUUUCCUCAGUGGUGCCGUGAAGUAACUUUGGUCUCUGGACGUCAUAGACAUCCCUCCUCCAUUUCUUAGAUGGGAACGUGAAUUUACUUCAAAACACAGUGAGCCAUCCCUGCUGAGUUCGGGGCCCUCUGGCCCUUCGAGCUGUAUGGCGCCUUGGAUUCCUCCCCAUGGGACAGAACUCCUUUUCACAUUAAAACCAAAAGCAGCUGAAAAUAAGUGUAAAAUGUCACUUAGAACGUAGACAUUUGCAGGUUGGAUGUGUAAAGUAUUGACGUAUUUCUCCUGUUGUCAUCCCCCUCCCUCACAUGAGGUAUCUCUCCCACAGUCUCCUCUUCCGUUAUCUUUUAUUUGCACAAAAUCUAGUCCAGCAUCCUGUUUUCACAGUGGCCAACCAGAUACCUUGGUGUGGGGUUGGGGACACAAGCUUUUGCAUUAUGGUGAACCAACGCAGGGCACCCGCUCACCCAACAGUUACCGGAUUUCAGCAGGAAGCUCUGGGUGCCUGUGCAAAAUGGGAGCAAAGCAGUUUGCCCUUUUUCAGGUGCGAGUAGUACUGAAAGCGGGUUGUGUCCGCUCCCCUCUCCCCCAAUACAUUUGCGGAAGGAAACGAGUCCACGCUGUGGUUAGGGUUAAGUUCAAGAGCCCAUGUUGAUCGAAGGAAGGUGAUUAUGUUGGAGGGACGUGAUCAAUCAGGCAGAGGGUCUCCCCUGCGGAUCAAAAGCAAACCGGCCGGCAUUUUAAAAUGCUGUCAAAACCAGGGCCGCAAAAAGCCACAAAGCAGACAGUUCCAACUGCAAUGCAUGAAAAUAUACAAUUGUGGUCAGGCACUAGCAGCUUGCUUAAAACGGUUAUUCCCCAUGCUUUCCUUUACACCUAAUUCGCAGGUGUUGAUGUCCUCUCCCUUCUGCCUUCAUCCAAACUUUUCCUUGGACAAGCAGAAACAGAGGAGGGACAAGGCCUUUGUAGCUAAAGGUCCUUUCUCAUGAAGGUCCUUUAAGGACAUCUGGAGAAGCCCUUAAAGGCAUCCAGUAACUGUCUCAGAUUAGGCCUGCCUCUUUCAAUGUUGGGGGAAGCCUGUCCCAGAUUGUUGUAUUCGUGUUGUCCUGAUUUUUGUCACUAUAUCAUUGUUUUUCCUCAUUAGCUGUACCGUGCUUCUGAAUUCUGCCUUUGAAUCGGCGUUGUUCUUUGGUUCUGGAUAAGAACACACAGUCCUUUUUCUCUGGGGGGACGCAGGGGUAUGCAUACCCCUAAACAUUUUGUGAAUCUUUUCCCAUUUACUGUAUUCAUUUCCCCCGAUUUGAACUAUAAAAUUGUGGUUUUCCUGAGUCAAAAUGAGAGUACCCCUAUACAUUUUUUUAAAGAAAAAAAGCACUGAGAACAGAUAUUCCAAUUCUUACAAAAACUAAAAGCUGUUCCAUCUGCUGACAUCUGCUUACACCAGGGGUCAGCAACAUUUUUUGAGGCGGGGCUGGUCCCACUCCCCAGCAGACCUCUUAGUGGGCCAGAGCGUGCUCGUGCGUACAUUCAAGCUAUUUCCGGCGCUCUUCCAGGUCAGAAGAGCACUGGAAAUAGCGUGUGCGUAUACGCAUGGGCGUUCCUCUGUCCCGGAAGUGCGCCGGAAAUAGAGUGUGCAGGCACUCCCAUACGCGUGCACACACGCUUUUUCUGGUGCACUUCCAGGACGGAGGAACACCCGUGUGCAUGUCCACAUGCUAUUUCCGGCGCUCUUCCAACCCAGAAGUCAGUCCCCGCAGCGAGGAAAAAAAUGGUGCCGUGGGGG